CCCCGUCACGUCACUUCCGGGGCGGCCCGGCCGCUUUGGGGAAAUUGAAGCUUUUUUAAUCCUUUGGUGAAGCAAGAAAAGGAGACAUGACGAUCACAAAGCAAAAGAUGAGCAAGAGCAAGGACGACGCCCCCCAUGAGCUGGAGAGCCAAUAUAUACUGCGCCUGCCUCCGGAGUCGGCCGCCACGGUGCGCAGGGCGGUGCAGUCCGCCAGCGUCAGCCCGAAGGACCGAGUGACCAUCGAGCUGCACCCGGACGGGCGUCACGGGAUCGUCCGGGUGGACCGGGUCCCGUUAGCCGCCAAGCUGGUGGACCUGCCCUGCAGCAUCGGCAGCCUGAAAACCAUCGAUAAGAAGACCUUCUACAAGACGGCCGACAUCUGCCAGAUGCUGGUGUGCACCGUGGACGGCGAGCUUUACCCUCCUCCGGAAGAGCCCGCGGCCACCACAGACCCCAAAGCGAGCAAGAGGAAAGACAAGGACCGAGAGAAGAAGUUCACCUGGAACCAUGGCAUCACGCUGCCCUUGAAGAACGUCAGAAAGCGACGGUUCAGGAAGACAGCCAAGAAGAAGUACAUCGAGUCUCCGGACGUGGAGAAGGAAGUGAAACGACUGCUGAGCACCGAUGCCGAAGCCGUCAGCGUCCGCUGGGAGGUCAUUGCCGAAGACGAAAUGAAGGAAGCGGAGAACCACGGCUCGCUCACAGACAUCUCCUCUCCGGGGCUGUCUGGCCACAAGCAAGGCCACGGCUCUUCGGAGCACGACGAGCUGCGGGAGAUAUUUAACGACAUCAGCAGCAGCAGCGACGAUGAAGACGAGAGGGAUCACCACGACGACGAAGACAUCAACAUCAUCGACACGGAGGAAGACCUGGAGAGGCAGCUCCAGGACAAGCUGAGCCAGCCGGACGGUCAGCAGCACCCAGAAAACGAGGGAGCCAAUCAGAUAGUCAUAGGGAUUCAGAAGCAGAUCGAGAGCCUGAAGGGUAAGCUGCAGGAGACGCAGGAGAGGGCGAAACGCCAGGAGGACCUCAUCAUGAAGGUGGAAAACCUGGCCCUUAAGACUCGACUUCAGGCUGUGCUGGACGAGCAUAAGCAACAGGAAGAGCGAGAGAAGCAGCAGCUCAGCUCCCUGCAGGAACAGAUGGACUCCCUCCUGGAGAAGUGAGACCUGGCUCCUGGGGGUCAGCUACCCCUGCCCCCCAGCUGCCAGCCAGCUAUGCCAACACAGAACGCAAACGGGCAGGGGAAGCCCAGGCGAAGCCUCCUUCUGGUACUCUUGCAUGCCCCCGCCUCACGGUCGAGAGCGGGAAUGGAGUUUGGUGUCCGGGUCGGGGGGGGGGGGGGGCGACAGCUGGCUGAAGAUCGGUGGCGGUCAGGAAGAUGGCUGUCCCCUGCCCCGGCGUGAAAGUCGUUUUCUUCCAAACUGCUCCGAGGAUCCCCCACCCUGGGGACCCCCUGCUCUGGGCCCCUCAACUCUGCUGCAUGUGAGCUCGUUGUGGGCAGGGAAUGCGUCUGUUCUAUCGUACUCUCCUAAGUCCUUAGUACAGUGCUUUGCACAUAGUAAGCGCUUAAUAAAUACAAUUGAAU
Molecule: messenger RNA, 1588 nt
Organism: Ornithorhynchus anatinus (platypus)
Lineage: Eukaryota; Metazoa; Chordata; Mammalia; Monotremata; Ornithorhynchidae
Gene: TAF7L
Product: TATA-box binding protein associated factor 7 like
Exons: 13
Coding region: 87-1166 (359 amino acids)
Biological process (GO): transcription initiation at RNA polymerase II promoter; RNA polymerase II preinitiation complex assembly
Cellular component (GO): transcription factor TFIID complex
Molecular function (GO): RNA polymerase II general transcription initiation factor activity
Source: RefSeq, a predicted model, not a curated record